Messenger RNA from Talaromyces proteolyticus, 1365 nucleotides. RefSeq lists its product as uncharacterized. The record is from RefSeq and is a predicted model, not a curated record. Lineage: Eukaryota; Fungi; Ascomycota; Eurotiomycetes; Eurotiales; Trichocomaceae. Bases 1 to 1365 code for a protein of 454 amino acids. The transcript has a single exon.
AUGUGGGCAGUUCACAGUCCAUCUUCCUCGCGCUCAAGCGCGAAAAAUGUCGACCUGCGCGCUGCAGUCGAUGAACAGCUCUUCGAACCAAAGGCCUUUCCACGGGACUCUGAAAUGUGGAUGACCAAUUUUCAUCGCUCGCGAUCACCUUCUGUUCACUCUUCCGUUCCGUCACUCUCCGGGCAAUCUUCUUCAACUGCCGCUGGUUUGGCAGAUGAGGACCCUAAUCACCAACACACACGUUCAUCCAUAUGGCCCAUGCCCCCGUCAACAACAUCUACAGACUUGGAAACACUGCAGUUGCAAGACGCGGGUCUAUAUAUCCGAAAUAUCGACGCGCCGCACAUGGAGUCUGUCUUUUAUGGGGUUGGGACAAAAGCAGGUCUGGUUCAUGCCGAAAGUGAAAGCAUUCCGAUCUUGGUAGAGCACGAGCCCAAGACCCCAAAAGUGUCUCAGAAUGCUGCCAACCUUGAGCCAUUCUCAGACUCUUCUAAUUCUCCAGAGCCGUCAGAAGAAGAGCACGGAUUGUCGAGACCAAUAUCUGUGAUGACGACAGCUAUAGACGAUGAUGAAGUACCUGCUGCACAGCCAGUAACCCAGAUACCAGGGCCUUUAGAAACACAAUUACUCGACCUAUUAUCCAAAGUCGCGGCUUUAGAAUCUAGCCAACCCACUGUCAUGGCCUCAGACUAUGUAGACCUUCAAACCCGUCUGUCCGAGGUAGAGGCAAGAAAUGCCUCACUCCAAUCCAGGCACGAAGCACUCUACGCACUGCGAGAUGAAGAUCUUGCCAGCACAAUAAAAACGAGGGUUUUACUUGCCGACGAACGCCGAGAACAUGAAGCGAUCCGCAGACUCCGCGAUGAUGAUCUGAAAAAUGUCUUCGAACUGCGCGAGAAACUGGCACGAGCAACUUGGGCGCAACAAUCAUCGUCGUCAAAUCAAACGCUGGAAAAACAACGGACAUCGCCCAUGACAAGUAAGCGACAGUCGCUUCCUCAACCGAAUAGCGCCGAUUUAUGGCAAGCAGCCAAGACAGCAGCGAUGGAACAGCGUGUUCUGGAACUGGAAUCUGCGAAUUCUGAUCUCCGGGCCCAGCUCGAUUGUGCACAUUCCGCUUUGCUGCAGGCCGGCAAUAGUGGUACUGUCAAGACCGAAAACAAUACCGACUUUUCGGAGAUGCAUCAGCGAACAACAGAUGGUACCACUAAAGAGACAAGCGGUGUUGUAGACGCAUUGUUUGAAUCGGCACUGCGUCAUCGUGAGCGGUAUAUUGCAGAGAUAGAAAAAUUGAAAGCAGACAAUGAAAAGUUGCGAGGAAAUUUGGAAAGAAAAGAGAUAAUAUGGCGGGUCUGGAAAGUGUGA